Molecule: messenger RNA, 7101 nt
Organism: Mizuhopecten yessoensis (Yesso scallop)
Lineage: Eukaryota; Metazoa; Mollusca; Bivalvia; Pectinida; Pectinidae
Product: nuclear hormone receptor FTZ-F1 beta-like
Exons: 6
Coding region: 203-2347 (714 amino acids)
Biological process (GO): hormone-mediated signaling pathway; tissue development; regulation of transcription by RNA polymerase II
Cellular component (GO): RNA polymerase II transcription regulator complex
Molecular function (GO): zinc ion binding; RNA polymerase II cis-regulatory region sequence-specific DNA binding; nuclear receptor activity
Source: RefSeq, a predicted model, not a curated record
AAUGCUUUCUUCUUGAUUAACGGAUAAUCAUGUUGCCUAUUUUGAAGAUGUUGACAUCUACUACCGCUUUGUUUUCAAACAAAGGCUACAUGUGCGCGCUUAUAUUCCGACACCACAACAUGGGAGGGUCUAUUUUUGUCUGCCCUGAUCACACACUGACACGGAAAACUACUUUUAGGUGUCCAAUAAGAGUUGUUUAGACAUGAGUGGGCUUAAUGAGGUGACCAUUUCUCCAGUGCUCCUCCAGGCCAUCUCACAGACCCUCACCUCCACAAAGGACCGCCACACGGUCAGCAUGCAGCCGACCAUCAACGUCAAACAGGAGAUGAUGGACGACCUUCAGGCUGCUGGAGGUCAUGCUGCUGUUAAUCACAUAUUGCAGGGUAUGAAUGAGCCCAUCUCUGACCAGUCACGACUACAUUCCAGAUCUAUGUCAACCGAUAUGGAAAACCUUACUGAAAGUUCUGGCCAAGUUUUCUCUCCAGGUAGCAUUAACAUCUCAUCAGAAAACAUUAAGAGCAUGUUGAAAUGGAAAAUUGACCAACUGCACCAACAGAAUGCCUUAAACAGUGCUGUAAAUCAGGUUCAAGAAGAGACCAGACUGCAGGACCAGGAAAAUGUGCCUGGCCGUGAAACCAUCAUCAUUACCUCAAACUCUGGCGGGGACCUCAGUAUGGGUAUGGUCAAUGUGUUAUCAGCUCUUGCAUCUCACCACCUGAAAACAGGUGGUGUGGAAAAAGAGAAGGGAGACGACCUUCAACAAGAGACUGUGCCCCAAACAGGUGACAUUGCACAAGUGCAGACUAAGGAUCCUGAUACUCUAGAGCAGGAGAAACAAAUGAUAAUUUGUUAUCAGGACAGUAAUGGCCAGGUGAAUGUGCCAUCACCCAUUAAUGAUGUGGUGGUGUCGGAUGCUGGAGGCCAGCCAGUUGGCAUGGUGAUAGAGCAGGAUGGCCAGCGAUUCUACAUGCCCAAUACUGGUACAGACAAACCCAGCAGUAUUGGUCUUGAUCAGAGUUCACCUCCUAAGCAGUUCCGCUAUUCAGAGGAUGGCAGUUUUACGGUAGUUAAUGAGAACUCUGUGGAAGUGAUGUCCUCCAUGCCAAGGGAUUCAGGUCUCCCUCCCGACCCAUCCAUGGGACCAUGUCCAAUAUGUGGGGACGCAAUUUCAGGCUAUCAUUAUGGGAUAUUCACAUGUGAAAGCUGUAAAGGAUUUUUCAAAAGAACUGUACAAAAUAAGAAAACAUUUGCUUGUCAUCGAAAAGGGGAUUGUGAAAUAACAAAACUGAGUAGAAAGAAAUGCCCAGCGUGUCGGUUUGCAAAGUGUAUCAUCCACGGUAUGAAACUUGAAGCCAUCAGACAUGACAGGAUGAGGGGAGGAAGGAGCAGUUAUGAUGGCUGUUCACCACACGGACGACCAAAAGUCUACCCCUUAGAGCUUACCUCUAUCCCCAAACCUCAAAGGCGCACACCAAGUUCUCAUCGAAAGGUAGCACCAAGUGCCAAUCAAGGGAACCAAUCAUUAGAAAAUGUACAUGUGACUUUACCCACUGGUGAAGAUAUCUCUGGGAGUCAGCUAAUGGCGAUUCUUAAUCGGAACGGGAAGUCUGUGCCAGAAGAAACUGUUAAGCCAUUUGUUCCCCAUUUAUUGACAGAAAUUAUGAAUGUUGAAUCCUAUUUAUGUGAUGAUGAAAACCAAGCAGAUUUUCCAGCAGAUCGUUUGUCAGAAAAUGACCCAACGUUUAUGUUGUCUUUGCUACAACUCGCAGAGCUUCGAUUGUACAAGCUAGUUCGCUGGGCCCGUAACCUGCCUCAGUUCAGUGCGAUAGCGACGGACGACCAGAUUUUAUUGCUGCAGAACUGUUGGGCGGACCUGCUGCUGUUCAACUGUUGUAUGAGAUCUAUACAGAGCACGACGGAGAUAUUCCUACCGAUGGGCAAGUCCAUUGACAUGGAGAAAGCCACCAAACUGGGGCAUGGUGCCGACGAUAUUGUGUCCCGGCUCCUGGCCAUCACAGAUCAGCUGCGCCGACUACAGGUGGACCAGUACGAGUUUGUAGCCUUGAAGGUUCUCAUGCUCAUCACACCAGAUGUGAAGGGCCUGAAGGAGCCAGGAAAAGCCCAGGAACACCAGGAUUCGAUCUGUGAAGCCCUGGGUCUGUACACCAACUCUCAUUACCCACAACACAACAACAAAUUCGGUGAAAUGCUACUCCGACUCCCGGAGAUUUCGCGCGUCAGUAUGAUUGGCAAGGAGAUUCUCAACACUGUCAUGCCGCCAGAAUUCACCUCCUGUGGCCUUUUGUUUGAACUCCUUAAGGGAGAUGGUCUUAAAGAUGAGACGUAGGCGGAUGGAAUGGAAAUGUCUCUGUUCUGGUUUCGUAUUCAAUCUUCUGUGUAAUGUAUCCGUUACAUAAACAAUAUACAGUCAUCAUCUUAAAAACAAUUCGUGCAAAGCUUCAAAAACAAUCGGAUGGCAAGCAGACUUUUUGUUUUUGUUCGGAGACUGUGUAUGUUUUGUAUUCUUAGAUGUUAACUGCACAUCAUUUUUAUCAGUAACACAGUAUUUCAAUAAUUUUAUCACAGAAUUUCAGCAUUUUUAACCAUAUAUUCGCAGUCAGCAGUGGCUGAUAUACUUCUGUCAAACAGCAUCAUUACUGAUAGUUACUAGUAUAACAUGAUUUAAAAAACACAAUAUGCUUAAUGUAGGCAUUUAAAUCAUUCACAGUUAGGAUCAGUCACAUUUUAAAACAGACAUUUACUGCAAACUGAAAAUGCAAUAGGAUUGGGGUAUAAAGUAGUUUUAAAACAUUUUUUGUAAUGAUGCAUAUAAUAUACAUACAUGUAUACAGAGAUAAUCCCAGGAUGUGAAUAUGUGAUACAUGUGCUAAUUAUCAAUGAUAGUUAUUCUCACACUCAAACAAAAAUAAAUUGCUUUGUCCUGAUAAGGUGUAUGGGCUAGCAAUCAAAUUUUGUGUCAUCUUUCACUCUCAACAAGGCUAAUUGUCUGUCAUCUGUUUCUUACGAAGUGUGUAAUAGAUUCAAGCAAAGCAAGUUCUUAGUAACAAUCAUGAUUUGGACAUAAUGUCAUUUGGUUUGCAGCAAAUUCUGGGUUAAUAUUAUAUAUAUCAAGAAUCUGAAUUUCAUUUUACAUUCUUGUGCAGUAUUUUUUAGCUUUCUAAGUAUCUUAAUUGAUAUAUGUAUACAGAUUACGAUUAUCAGGGUUAAUAUCACACAUUUGUCAAGUUCCACAUUGAAAAUGAUUAAGUGUCUGAUAUUAACUGAUACUUGAAAUUAUUUGGAAAUUAAUAAUCAAUACCUCAAAUAGUCUGUAUUUGGAAUGAACCAAAAAUCUAAAAAAUUUGCGAGAUUGCAUAGAAAUAUUUUGCAAUGACAUAAGCCCCUCAAUUACCCAGUUUCAUUUGCUUGGAAUGUCUGGAACCAACAUUCAAAAGUGCAUGUAUAUCAGUUGAUUUUUAAAGCAUAUAGCGCAAGUUUAUGAUGGUUGAUCACUGUCAGAAUACAAUUUUAAUAUCAUCUGAUGCUCAAUAAGUAAACUGCUGCCAUGAAACUUAGACAAUAAUAAUAACUCUUUUGGGAUGUUGCCAUCAAACAAUGUUUUGGUGUCCAUCUCACCUGAAUCAAGUGUCUGUUGCACAUUGUCACCAGACCCGUUACCAAGGCACUCCCUGUAGAUUGAUUUUGAUUGGUCACGCAGAAUUAUCUCCACCUUCUUGGUGUCGGGUGAAAUUCUUACAACAUUGCUGUACAAAGGACGUAAUACAUGUAAUAUUCCAACAGCUAUUAUUAAUCUUCAUUUUAAAACAAAUGGGUUUUACCAGCAUCGGACCAGUACGACAAGAUCAGCACUUACAUGUUCCUUUGCAUCUAUAUAAGGGUAAAGGAUUUCAUAUCUAAAUUUCGUUUCAUUAUCGUUCAUUUCAUUGAUAUAGUUGUUUUUAAUAUGUAUUUUUUGUUGUUUGAUAGCUGGUAUGAUGAGAAGACUACUAGAAAUCUCUCAUAUUAUAAAAAAUUUAAAUUUAAACAAGUAAACUUUUGUUCAUUGUUAAUUAGUUAAUUUAUAUGUACUGCCAUUUUCAUGAAAUAAAUUUUUAUCAGUAAUCAUCUAAAAUGUUACAAGAUAAUGUAAAUAUUACUAUAGCUCUAUUUUAUAUAAUAACACAGUGCCCUGGUUUAAGUUCCAUGGUGUCAUAAGUAAAAAUCAAGUGGCCUUGUGUAUCUGCUUCUAUUAUGAACAUCAACAUUUGCUCAGGAUAUAAAUGUAUGUAUGAAGCUCAGAUAAGAAAUGGUCAAAAAACUACAGAGGUUGUCAUUGAAAAUCAAAUACAUCUAUAUAGUCAUGUAAAUUAACAUCCAAAUGGGAAAUUAUUAAAAAAAAAGGUCAAAAAUGGUUGAAGUUCAGGUGCAUGGAGUCAAUUGAUCAAGAUUUUCAAAUAAAUUUCUAUGUCAUUUGAAGUGGAAAGAUUUGUGUUACUGGCUCAUUGAUAGCAAGAUACUUUAUAUUAUGGUUUCCUUAUAUCGUUGAAAAAUAAAAUAAUUUAUAUUAUUGUGUUUUGAUCCACUAUGUCAUUUGUAAUUUUUUCAACCCUUUACUUGCAUUGCAAAUGUUGUGUUUUCUUCAUUGUCUUUAGCAAUGUUUUCAUCUAGAGAUAUUUGGGGGAAAAAAUACUUCUGAAUGAAUUCAAGUUUUGUAUUUGCCAAAUUUUACACAGAUUUAACCUUUGCAUCAAAAAUAUUUCAUAAAAAUCACUAAGAAAGGACCUUUUAUGUACAGGUUAUCAUGACAACAUUAUGCUCAAAGAUGUUAUGUUGAACGCUAUAUGUUGCUCAGUAAUAUUAAGUGUUGUAGAACUUGCAUACAAUGUUUCUUGUCAAUUUGUGCUAUUGUUUUCUUUACAAAUAUUUACCAACAUGACGUCUUAGAGGAAGCUAUUUUUGUGUUUUGUUUAAUGAUGAUGACUUUAUAUGAAAUCAUAAUUGUCUUUAACUCGUUGACCCCUGAAAUUUCAUUAUGAACUAUUCCAACCUUUGAACUGGAAGAGCUCAAAUGUGUCUUCAGGGGUGAAUGAGUUAAUCAAAGUGAUCAUGUUUCAUUGUAAUAUUACCAGUGGUAAGGAGGCUAGAGGGGAAUUGCUUAAUAAUGUAAAUAAUUAUUUUGUUUUCUGUAUCAGGCUUUCACCUGUCCUGCCAAAAGCAGAAAAAAAUGUCUUUUCAAGAACCAUACAAAAUUAAUUUGUCAUUGAAAUGAUUCAAAUAGUCAGCUUUUUAAUUGAAACUAAAUGAGUGACAAAUAUUUUUAGCAAUGAAUCAUUUCUGUACUUAUUUUUCACACAAACUUGAAGGUUUUAAAAGCCCAGCACAUAUAUGCAUGAUGGAUUUUGAGGGUUUAGAUUUGCUAAUGAGAAAAUAUUCAUGGGUUUGUAGUGAAAAUGCUCUGCGAUGCAAAAUGUAUUUGGUAUGGGCUUAAUACAAUUAUAGAAGCUUUCAUUUCCAGCUAACUGCCACUUAUUAAUGAUUGAAUCAAGUCUUUUGGUCCUAUUAAAACUUAAACCAUUAUAGUAUAUGCUGGUGGACAUGAUCUUAACUCAUUCACCCCUGAAAUUUCAUAAUGAACUAUUCCAACAUUUGAAUUGGAAGAGUUCAAAUGUGUCUUCAGGGGUGAAUGAGUUAAUUGUUGGUCACCAGUAAGCCCUGGAUAGAAUUAAUAAAAUGCUUUAACGUUUCAUAAUUGUUGGAACAGUCUGGCCUUAAGAAACCUUGCAAGAAAGGAAGAUAAAAAUAUUUGAUUAAAGCAUUUUUUGAAACUUUUUGUAAAUAAUAGAAAGUGACUGAAGAAGUCGUUAUAAUUAGUGUAGUAAAGGAUAGUAAAGUAACUAACAAAAACGCUUUUAGUGGAGGAAAUAUCAGGAAGUAACUGAAAGUAUUAGUGAAGUAUAUAAUAGCAAGAAAUCGAAGGAAGGCUAAUAAUUAUUAGUGUACUUAAAUUGGAGUGCAAGUGUGUACAAAUUUAGUGUAGGAAAAAAUGGCAUUUAAUGGAGAAAAGUUUUAAGUAGUUUAGGUAAUUUAGCAAGUAACUAAAGAAAGUUUUACUAAUUUAUGAGACAAUAGCAAAGAAAUAGAAGAAAACUAUUGAUCUAAUGAAAAGAUGUGGAAUCACUUUCACAAAAAAAUGCUAGUGUUGUGAAUACAAAAGGGAUACAUUACUUAGCAGCUAAUUAUCUAGAUGAAAAAUAAACGUCUGCUUUGAUUAGUUCCAUAGUUUUGAGUUUCAUUUUAAAUGAAUCGGUUAUCUUUAUUGAUAUUACAUAGUAAAAUCAAACUUUUCUGAGCGAUAUGUCAAUUUCUUUUCCAUUGAUGCGUCUAGAUUGGUGCACCUGCGUUCAUUUUGAAGCUUUACAUAGGAGCUCAAGCAGGAAAUGGACACCUAAUUUAAAGUUAAAGAUUCAUGACCUUUGACACCAUAAAGCUAAUACACAAGUCUGUAGUUGUAGUAUGUGAUCCAUUCCCAGUGUUGUAUGUAGUGCAUUGUAGAAAGUCUUGUGAUUGUAGUAGACUACCCCUACACCAUGUCUUGUGAUUGUAGUAGACUACCCCUACACCAUGUCUUGACUGUAAAUUGGCUGGGGUUAAAGAUUGUGACAUGUCAUGUUGGUUACUUAUCUUUACUCCUUAUAACAAGCUGUGGGCAUUCAGUCUUCACACAUUUCUUGUAGCUGUAAUGUGACAUUUUAUACAGACCAAUAUAUGUGCUUUAAGCAGACAAAUGGCUUGCACUUGAACAUUUGUGAAACAAUCUGCAAUGUUGUGAUUGUACGACCAGCAUAUUUUAUUUAUUUUGAAAUUUAAUCUUUCAUAUUUGCAAUCAGCUCACACGAUGAGAAGUGUGAGCUAGCUGUAUGCCAUUAUACAGUGUAUAUAUCUAUCACACAUGUCUUAACAUUAUUACGGAUACUUGACUAAAAUCAAGUAAAUGAAUGUCGACAUUAUCAUGAAUCCAUACCGUUUUAUGUGGUAUCAUAUUAACCCCAUAGACAAACUUGUUAUCCCUCACAGGAAUAAAAUGUAAUAUGUGCCAGCUUA